AUGGCAGGGGCGGCCUCCGCGCUGUUUCUGCUCGAUAUCAAGGGCCGUGUUCUAGUGUGGCGCGAUUACCGUGGAGAUGUCACAGCUGCUCAAGCCGAGCGUUUCUUCACCAAACUCAUCGAGAAAGAGGGCGAUUCACAGUCAAAUGAUCCGGUUGCUUACGAUAAUGGAGUGACCUACAUGUUUGUACAGCAUAGUAACAUUUACCUGAUGAUAGCGUCCAGACAGAACUGUAAUGCUGCCAGUCUUCUCUUCUUCUUGCAUCGUGUAGUCGAUGUCUUCAAGCAUUACUUUGAGGAGUUAGAGGAGGAAUCUUUGAGGGAUAACUUUGUGGUAGUGUAUGAGUUACUUGACGAGAUGAUGGACUUUGGUUACCCUCAGUAUACCGAAGCAAGGAUCCUUAGUGAAUUCAUUAAGACCGAUGCCUACAGAAUGGAAGUUACACAGAGACCUCCAAUGGCUGUCACUAAUGCUGUCUCGUGGAGGAGUGAGGGGUUACAGUUUAAGAAAAACGAAGUUUUCUUGGAUGUAAUAGAGAGUGUAAAUAUCCUUGUCAACAGUAAUGGGCAAAUUGUGAGGUCUGAUGUCGUUGGAGCAUUGAAGAUGCGAACAUACUUGAGUGGAAUGCCAGAGUGUAAGUUAGGCCUGAAUGAUAGAGUACUGUUGGAGGCACAGGGACGGGCAACAAAAGGGAAAGCCAUUGAUUUGGAGGACAUCAAAUUUCAUCAGUGUGUUCGAUUGGCUCGUUUUGAAAACGAUAGGACGAUAUCUUUCAUACCACCUGAUGGAGCUUUUGAUCUAAUGACAUAUAGACUCAGUACCCAGGUAAAGCCUCUUAUAUGGGUGGAAGCUCAGAUAGAGAGGCAUUCCAGAAGUCGUGUUGAGAUGCUUGUAAAAGCUAGAAGCCAGUUCAAGGAAAGAAGCACUGCAACAAAUGUUGAAAUCGAAUUGCCUGUACCAACUGAUGCAUCCAACCCCACCGUAAGAACAUCACUCGGGUCUGCCGCAUAUGCUCCUGAAAAAGAUGCACUGGUCUGGAAAAUCAAAUCUUUCCCUGGGAACAAGGAGUAUAUGUUGAGAGCAGAGUUCCACCUUCCGAGUAUAACUGCAGAGGAAGCAACGCCUGAGCGAAAAGCUCCAAUCCGUGUCAAAUUCGAGAUCCCUUACUUCACGGUUUCAGGAAUACAGGUUCGAUACCUGAAGAUCAUUGAGAAGAGUGGGUACCAAGCUCUUCCAUGGGUGAGAUAUAUAACCAUGGCUGGUGAGUAUGAACUCAGGCUCAUGUAA
Molecule: messenger RNA, 1287 nt
Organism: Microthlaspi erraticum
Lineage: Eukaryota; Viridiplantae; Streptophyta; Magnoliopsida; Brassicales; Brassicaceae
Source: the annotation of a GenBank genome assembly